This is a messenger RNA of Trypanosoma grayi, 2040 nucleotides long. Its product is annotated as protein kinase. Gene Ontology annotation, molecular function: protein serine/threonine kinase activity; ATP binding. Gene Ontology annotation, cellular component: cytoplasm. The transcript has a single exon. Gene Ontology annotation, biological process: protein phosphorylation. Bases 1 to 2040 code for a protein of 679 amino acids. Lineage: Eukaryota; Euglenozoa; Kinetoplastea; Trypanosomatida; Trypanosomatidae. The record is from RefSeq and is a predicted model, not a curated record.
AUGGAUGAUGGUACGGGUCAUCUCAUACGUCUUCACUCCAUCAUCGGCAUGGGUGCGUAUGGCACUGUCUUCAAAGCCUACCGACUUCCGAAGGAGCACGGUGACAAGGAAGAGAUGUGGCGUACCAAGGCCCAAGCUGUCGCGGUAAAGCAGACCAUCUUCACAGAGGUGGUUGACGACAUCACAGUUGUCCUGAAGGAAGUGUCAUACCUAAGCAACCUGCAGCACCCUAAUAUUGUCUCCUAUUACACGGCCUUUACAAAUCAUGGCAGGCCUUCCGCAGCACCACCGCCACCACCACCGUCAAAGGGCAUACAGGGCGAGGUGGAAAAGGCGGCUUUGAACUUUGCAGAGGUACCAUCACUCUGCAUCGUUGAGGAACUAGUGGAAGGUGCGUCUGUCGCAAAGGUGUUGCGAAUGAUUGCGUCUGGUCAAAUCGACAAGCCCAUGACGGAGGCGGAGGUCGCCGUGGUGUUAUACGAUGUUCUCCAGGCACUGCUCUAUAUUCACGAGGAGUGCCGCCUCGUCCAUCGCGACAUUAAACCGCUGAACAUGCUUCUCAGUCGUGCCACCGCGUCCGUGAAACUGUGCGACUUUGGCACGUGCGCCGACAUGAGCCAACAGGCUGGCCGCUACACUGUCAUCGGCACCAUUGGUUGGAUCGCCCCGGAGGUGCUUGACAGCGGCAUGAUGGACUACCGCUCCGGCCACGUUACGUCACACAGCUUUCCCACCGACAUCUGGUCACUUGGGGUCUCAGCGCUCGAGAUGGCGCGGCCUACAGCACGCAAAACAGCCUUCUCUGAAUACAUCAAAGAUCUCAGCGCCUCGCCAUGCUCGGUAGAACCAACAGUCAACGCCUCGCGCAAGAGCUUCCUCAAUGAAAAGUUGCCGACAGGACGGCUGAGGGACUUUAUUGCCUGCUGUCUUCGAAAAGAUCCACAAAUCCGGCCGACGGUUCGGCAGCUGUUGCAACAUCCACUUAUCGUUGGCAAUGGUGUGUCCAACGUGAAGGAGCGGCGUGCGAGAAUAACAGCCGUUCUUACAGCGGUGCGUGCCGCCAGCAAGGAAAGCGCCGUGGCAGAGGAAAAGAUGGCCGACGAUGGCAUCGUGCUGCCACAGUACUCUACCUCCCCUACACUCUCUAAGAACCGAUGCAUGGAGGCAAUUGCGGCCAUUAAGCGCGACUUCUUUGCCGCACAAGCGCCGCUGCCAGAGAAGUCGCGCACCUCGCACUACGCAUGGCGCCUGCCGUCGCAUCUCGCCCGUAUGUCAUCAUCGGAGGACUGUCGCUAUAUGCCGACGCCGUUGCGGCCUCAGGGACUUGGGCAAGUGCCGGUCACCCCAAUGUCGGCAGCAUCGGCGCGAACUGCGAUGUCGCUGAAGCCGCUCUUUGACUCGGUGGUGCUGCCGGCGACGGCGGAAAGCCAACGUGCGGUGUUGGGUAUCAUGCGCAAGUACCGCAGGCUUGCUGGGGCCCACACGGUGGGCGGCUGGACCGACAUUGAUCAACGCAACGACGCCUGUUACACUCUCGACGAGCUUGCGUCUCAGAACCUAAAGCGUGAGCGUUUUGUGCAGCUUCACGACGAACUGUUGCGUGCCUUUAAGGCAGCCUGUAUGUCUAUUCCAGACUUUGGAAUCGAUUUUCUCUCCACCUUUGUGCAGUCUGUGACGUCAUCGGACGAUGACGCGCACGAUCUUCAACGGUUCAUCGCUUACCUUCAUCAGCUACAGGAGGAGGACCUUAUGCACACCCACCGUGGUCAGUUGGAACUCAACGACUCCAAAGUGGUGCCAACUCGCGGUCCUUCUGUCGCUCUACCAACAACACGUUCGCUGACCUUUGCGACGGCGGAAGACUGGCUGCGUUUCCCGCGCAUGCCACAGUCUGCGAUUCCGAUGAGUACUAGCCAUGUUGGAGGGGAGGAUUCAAACACUGAUGCCAUGCGGCAGCAAGCGCCACUUGUAAUCCCUUCAGCGUAUCUGUUCAACAAGUGGCUGAAGGGGAAGCAAGCGGACGCCUUCGGGGCGUCAUGA